Leptopilina heterotoma is the source of this 3904-nucleotide messenger RNA. It is a transcript of the gene mAChR-B, whose product is annotated as muscarinic acetylcholine receptor gar-2. Gene Ontology annotation, molecular function: G protein-coupled acetylcholine receptor activity; G protein-coupled serotonin receptor activity. The record is from RefSeq and is a predicted model, not a curated record. The coding region runs from base 271 to 2988 and encodes 905 amino acids. The transcript has 6 exons. Gene Ontology annotation, cellular component: membrane; synapse; dendrite. Gene Ontology annotation, biological process: chemical synaptic transmission; adenylate cyclase-inhibiting G protein-coupled acetylcholine receptor signaling pathway; G protein-coupled receptor signaling pathway, coupled to cyclic nucleotide second messenger. Lineage: Eukaryota; Metazoa; Arthropoda; Insecta; Hymenoptera; Figitidae.
CGUGUCCGUCGAUGGAUUCAGACCGAAAUUAUCAAAAAAGUGACAAACUUUCAAGUUGAUGUUUGAAUUCGUGAGAAUAACGAAAAUAAGUGCUAAUUCGCCUGCAAAAAAUAUUGGAGCUAUACAGUUUGUAGUUCAACUGGCCUACUUCAUCAAGUUCGAAAGCUACACUUCACAUAGAAGAAAAAAGCAGAGACAACUGCAUACUAAACUGGAUGGUGGAAUAAGUUCGAAAAUUGUUUCCAUCGUUUGUGAUACUGAAAAGUGUGAAUGGAGAUGAAUGACACUGAAAGCAACCUCAACGGUACAGAUACCAAUAGAACAUCUGUACCAAUAUUUACUGUUGACAAAGCAUACAUCAAACAAUGGAAAUUAAAAAAGCAGCGAGAGAGGUUUUGCCGAUAUGUUUACAACCAAGUCUUGACGGCAGAAUGUACACAAUUGAAUGGAAGUUGGAGUGGAUUUGGUAACCCUUCUUGGAAUAGUGCAGAAUAUCCAGAUCUAUUUCAGGAUUGGUAUUUGACAAAUGGAACUAACUUUACGCUUUACGAAAAUUCCACAACACUCGCUGACGAAGUUCUACCACCUUUUGAACUCUGGCAAACGAUUCUCAUUGCCAUUUGUCUAGCGAUGUGUAUUGUUUUGACCAUAGGAGGCAAUAUUCUCGUACUAUUAGCCUUCAUUGUGGAUAGAACUAUCAGACAGCCCAGUAAUUACUUUAUCGCAUCUUUAGCUGCUACCGACAUGCUUAUUGGUACCGUGUCUAUGCCAUUUUACACAGUAUAUGUUCUCAUGGGAUCUUGGGAUUUGGGUCCUUUGCUAUGUGAUUUAUGGCUAUCUGUAGAUUACACCGUCUGUUUAGUAUCUCAAUACACUGUGUUACUGAUAACUAUUGAUCGAUUCUGCUCAGUAAAAAUUGCUGCACAGUAUAGGAGUUGGCGAACUAAAAAUCGAGUCAUCUGGAUGGUGACGAUAACAUGGAUUAUACCGGCCUUGUUAUUUUUUAUUAGUAUUUUUGGGUGGGAGCACUUUAUAGGCUACAGAGAUCUGGCACCAAACGAGUGUGUCGUCCAGUUCUUAAAGGAUCCUGUUUUUAAUACAGCACUGAUUAUUGGUUAUUAUUGGACUACUUUAAUAGUUCUUUUUAUUCUUUACGGUGGUAUUUACAAAACUGCUUAUGAUAUGCAAAAAAAAAGUGAGGCAAAGCAAAGAAAAAUGCAAUCUAUGGUAGCACUUAGUGCCGGAGCCAUGUCCGGAAUGGCUGGUCGAGCAGCGGGUAUCGGUAUAUCCAAAACCCAAAGCACUCUUUUGAGUCAAGACAAGCCACAAACAACUCCUGGAGGAGCCAUUAAUUCACAAAUUUUAGGAUUCGAUGACAUGACAGGAGACGACGAUAAUAAAUCAUCGAAAAAACAAAUAGCUUCUGAUGAAUCUUCUUAUAAACAAUCGGGAGCAUUGCCUACAGAAACCGAAAAGUCUGAAAGAUCUAGUAGUCCUGCUUUCGAUUCGGAUGAUGAUAGUACGGUAGGACCUACUCAGCAACCUAGCUUUAGAAAAAGAUCAUCGUUAGCUGGCUUAGUAGCUCAAUCGGGCGCUCUUCAAGUAUUUGCCCCCAAUGGUAGAAUGAAUGGAAUAAUUCCCGUAAAAGUAGAAAUGAAUGUACCAGUGAAGAGGCUCUCACCAACUAGUCCUAUGCGCGAAGCUGUGCAGAAAGUCCAAACACUGCCAAAAAUUCAAGAACUGAGUCUUUUGGACACUGAUAAUCCCAUCGAACCAGAUAAAUCUAGCAGUCAAACACUAACUCCAGAACAAUCAUUAAGAUCAAAUGAUGCGAUUCAUUCUGCAGAUGAUACACCCACUUUCCAAACAAAACACGAAACAAUAUCGUCUCAAACUAAUAUUAUUCCUCCUCCAUCACAGUUCCGAGGAAGUCCCAACAUUUCUGAAAGUAUAUCAACAUCUUCUCCUUCAACGGAUAGGCAGAAGUCUUUAACAGUCUCAAUACACGGUCAAGCUACAUAUGACAUUUUAACAGGUCUAGAUGGAGCAGACUUGCGUUACAUGGAUGAGAGUUCCGUCAUAGUGCCGAGUCCUUCAUUCGAAAGCCCUCCUUCAUCAUUUUCAUGCAGCCUUGCAAAUCCUCUCUCUACAGCUCCAUCAUCACCCAUUUUAAAUAAUGCAACUGGAAUGACUGUAGCAAAUACUAGUCUACUACAGGCGGCAUUGAUCAGAGCCACAGCUCAACAAACAGUUUGUGCACAACCGUCAAACUCAGUGUCCCAGUGCAUUGCGACAUCGAAUGCUGCUUGUCAAACACAUCCUCCUCGAGUUUUUGUUACUCCCCAGGUAAACGCUGCUUCACAAACAUCACCUAUUGUCAGUAAAGUUCAGACAGAAGUCACUGUAAAAGCUGAGGAUACAAAACCGCAACCAAUUACAACAGUUAUUUGUGCCACGCCAGUUGAAUCCUCCAAUAGUACAACUGAACGAUUUUCAGAUCAGUUAACUAAACCAAAUGUACAUCUUCAAAAUUCAUCAUCGAGUAGUAUACUACCCACUAUUUCGGGUACUACAAGUGAACCAGGUGGUAAAAAGCAAUCAAAAAAGUUAAAAGAAUUCGUCGAAGAUGAAGGAAGCAAAAAGGAUUUUGUGAAAAGUAUAGGAAAACGAAUUAAAACAAAAACGCAGAAAAGGGACCCUACAAUGGGGAGGCAAAAAUCAAGAACAGAAAAUAGAGCACGGAAAGCUUUUAGGACCAUAUCUUUUAUUCUUGGGGCAUUUGUCGUUUGUUGGACACCUUAUCACGUAUUAGCCUUGGUUGAGGGUUUCUGCUCUAUGCCUCCAUGCACCAACAAACACGUCUUUAUGUUUGCAUACUUUCUCUGCUAUGCAAACAGUCCAUUAAAUCCUUUUUGCUAUGCUUUAGCAAAUCAACAGUUCAAAAAAACUUUUAUGAGAAUCUUAAGAGGAGACUUGCAUAUGACUUAAAAUUAUCAAUUUAAAAAAUUUUUCUAGUUGAAGAUGUGUAAAUACAGAAAUAUUACGCAGAAAACAAUAGGUGAAAAGUGUUGCUAUAACGAUAAUAAUAUUUUUAAUUACGGGCAUAAACUCCACUAUCAAUGUGAUCUUCCACUUAUAUUAAAGUUCCUGAUCUUAAAAUAUGAAUCAACGAUAAGUAUUGUACUUCUAUUAAAAUAUGUGAUAUGCUUAUCGUUGACUCUAAAGAGGGUCCUAGGUUUGUAGAUAUUUUAAUUUCAUUUGAUUAUUUUUAAUAUAAUACAAUGUCUCUUUGAAAGAAAAGAAAUACAAGAAGACUACUUAUAUCGAAGUAUAAGUUGUAAUUUAUUAUGAAUUACGUAUGCAAAAUAUUACUUUAAAUUUUAAAUCAAUUAUUCGUAAAGUAACGUAAUUAAUUUAACGUAACGUAACCACUACAUCCAAUAUCAUUUUUUUAAUUUUAACUCUUUAUUAACGAAUGGUUACGAUAUAAAUCACUGUUGUCUUCAAAAAUUUGUCAAAAGUUCAAACAAUUUUCAUUUGUAAACGUCAAAUAUUGUAUUUAAUUUUACUUUGGCAGAAGAAUUAAUUAUGUAAUAAAUUGAUAACUCAUGGAUAAAUAUAUAUCAUUGGAAUAUAAAGCAUGAUUGUGCUUGUAGUUGCAACAAAACUACAAACGGAUAAAAUUAAGUAAUGAUUAACUUCUAUAAAUUAUUAAAACUUGUUACACAAAGAUUUUUGGGAUUACUGAAUAUUGGAUAAGGCAUGUUUGAUUUUUAAAACUGAUUUCUAAUUCGUAAUCAAGAACCAUAAAUCUUCUAAAUUCAAGAAUAUAAAAAUUCCCAUUACUUUAAAAAAGUACUAUAAGGAAUUACGCUUGGAAAUCAAUUUUAUUAAAACAGCUUUG